Messenger RNA from Anopheles coustani, 1300 nucleotides. Its product is annotated as zinc finger protein 32-like. Bases 12 to 1271 code for a protein of 419 amino acids. The record is from RefSeq and is a predicted model, not a curated record. Gene Ontology annotation, cellular component: nucleus. Lineage: Eukaryota; Metazoa; Arthropoda; Insecta; Diptera; Culicidae. Gene Ontology annotation, molecular function: zinc ion binding. The transcript has 2 exons.
AACAAAACAAAAUGUUACCUACCUGUUUGUCGUGCCAUGUGAAAAGCAAUGGCAUGAUAGCCAUUUAUCAGCAUCCAAAUGGAUUGGACGAGAUGUUCCAAUCAAUUACUGCAAUCGUGGUAGAACCGAACGAUCACCUAUGUGUUCCAUGUUACGAUGAUCUAAAAUCAGCUCAUAAAUUUAAGCAAAGAUGCAUUCAAAACAAUGUGACUCGCAUAUCCAGACAAGCCAAGACAAUAAACGAUGAACACCCUACGGAGCAUAAUGCAAGUUGCAGCGCCGACGUGUCCACAACAUGCGACGUAUCUCUACCCAUGCUGGAAGUGAGCAAAGCACCUAACGGCCAAAAGCCUGAAGAAGAGGUUGAGCAGGCCGUUGUUGAUGACCCCCAACAAGACCAAACAAAAGAUAGACCAAAGGAACAUGACUUAAAGGGAGAGCAUGUAGAAUUUAUCAUCGACAUAAAUGUAGAACCCACUGAGGAGGAGCACUUGGAGCCGGCAGAGAAGGAUGCGGAUUUCGUGCUAGUGCAUGUAGCCUCCGAGGAGGAGGAAAACGGAGACAGUUCAACUUCCAUGCUACAGGACGAAGAGCAUGAGCAAACACACAACUCGCAAAAUGAAGAGCAGGAAGAGGAAACCGAACCCACAAAGCCAUCUACGCGCUUACCGCGAGUACAUAGUAUGAUGUGCGAAUUUUGCUUUAAGGAGUUUGAAUCGCUACCGGAAAAGAUCGAUCACACUGAAACGCACCGGACGGAGCAGAAACCGUUCAAAUGUUUCCAUAAUGGUUGCAGUAGCUCCUUCAAGGACCGUGUCGGUCUACGGUCACACGUACGCAUACACGCAACCGUGAAACGAUUUGGAUGUCGGUAUUGCUUGAUGCGCUUUCACACCCGUGGCAACCGAAACGCCCACGAACGGACACACAACGGUGAAAAGCCAUUUGUGUGCCCCAAGUGUGGUAAAGGAUUCGCAGAGGGUGGCAAUCUUAAGAAUCAUAUACGCUUCCACACCGGUGAACGACCGUAUCCUUGUACGAUGUGUGAUAAAUCGUACCGAACGCACUACUCCCGCGCGGUACACAUGCGCUCGCAUACGAACGAACGGCCAUUCCUGUGCCAUGACUGCGGGAAAGGAUUCUAUUCCACUGGGAAGCUGACGAUCCAUCAGCGAAUACACACCGGCGAGAGACCAUACGAUUGCGAUUCAUGCGAUGCACGCUUCAUAGACCGCUGCGGGUUGCGAAGGCAUAAAAUUAAGGUGCACUGAAAGUCUCACCGAGGGAUGAGAAACAAUUU